AUGGUAGAUUUUCUUAUAAAAGCAGGUAUGGUCAUUUUAAUAAUAGAAGCUACUCCUAAAUCUGAAGAAGAUUCUGUAUUAUUAACUAAAAUAGUAAAAAUAUGUUCUUUUGUUAUUAAAGCAGAAGAAAUUUCAGAUAUUGCUAAUACUAAUAUUCUUAAUCACAAGAUGGCUAAGCAUUUAGAAAACAAACCAAAGAAGACUUUAAAAGAAAUGCAUGCUUUAAACCAGUAUCAUAUUGCAGAAUGUUAUAGGAUACCACUCAAAUCUCUGACUGAAGAAUUUAUUAUAGAUUAUAGUAAAUAUGAUGAAAUGAAAUGGUUUAGAAAUCUUUGGAAAUUACAUGAUACAGAUAUUGAUAAUAAGACUACAGUUAAGGCAAUUACUCAUGAAGAUUAUAGAAAUGAUAAGUGCACAACUGUUACUAAAACUAAAAAACAUCAAACCUGUCUGGAAUUAAUAAAGACUUGCACACCUAUUAGAGAUAUCGACGAUAGAAGCAGAUACAAAGCAGAUGAUGUUAAAAGAUAUCUAAAUACAUUCGAAUCAAUACAAUACUUUCAAAAUUUAGUACCAAAAAUGGCUUGGGUUUUUGAUAAUACAGAUGCAUCUUCUAGUGCUAAAAAAUCUGGCUUAAAAUCAGAUAGAGCAAAACUUGGUUUAUUAAAUUUAGAACUUUAUGCAACUUAUGGUUCAAAACUUAAAGCUACAAAUAACAAGCAUACACAUUACCAUCUAGUAGAUAUGUUCAAUAAAAAAAAGUGCACCAAAGUUCUCAAUAAAUAUAACCUAUCAGCUAAAUCAAACCUGCUUCAAUUAUGUGCUUAUGCUGAUGAGCUUAGUACUAUGCUACCAAAUUGGAAGAAAACUGAGAUUGGUUCUGAGCAAAUUUAUAUAUAUGAAAAAUUACCAGAAGUUACUCAAGAAGAACUUAGAAGAAUUCAAAAUAUCAAUACUACUAAAAUCCCUAAUAUGCAAGAUUUUGCAGAUUACAAGCCUAGUUAUUCUUGGUAUUGUAUUAGGUAUAUUAAAAAUAAAGGAAAAGCAAAAAAUAAUCCUGAAUCUUGGCAAUUUCUAUCUAUGGAAAAGAAUUCAGAACAUGCAAAAGAAUUGCUUAUCUGGAUCCAAGAUGCAAUAGCAACUGAAAAGUUAUGCAAUCCUAUCUAUACCAAAAGAUUAAGAAAAAUCAAAAGUAAAUAUGCUUCUAGAAUUUAUGAUGGUCAAAAUCUAACUUUGCAACAUCUCAAAUUUGUUAGCAGAGUUGCAAUGAGACAUAAAAUAGAUCAUCAUAAUUCUGGAAUAUAUUAUGCCGAAAUUCUCAUAUUCAAGGCAAUUAAUGAGAAUACUUCUAAAAUUGAGGAUAUCGAUGACUUAUAUAGGAGUAUCUAG
Cetraspora pellucida is the source of this 1389-nucleotide messenger RNA. The record is from the annotation of a GenBank genome assembly. NCBI's taxonomy places the organism in Eukaryota, Fungi, Glomeromycota, Glomeromycetes, Diversisporales, Gigasporaceae.